GUUUGUCGCGAACUGCCUUUCGGAGCGGACGGGAAAAACAAUUUCGGUUACCCGGUACCCAGUAGAAAAAAGGUUUUCUUUAUCUGUGACUGUGGUUCUUGUAUAUUUUGGAAUAGAGCAAAAACUACGCACAUCGGAAUAGACCACUCUUAGUUCCUGUGACUCAUUCGAGGAUUAUCGAAGGAUUAGACUCAGAGGAUUAGCAGCUGAAUCUCAUUAAUUUUUGGAUUACAUGGCAAGAGCCGAGGGGUGCUAAGAGUGAUUGAUCAGCAUGUUGGUAGUGCCGGCGAAAUGGAUGAUUAGAUAGAGUGCAUGUGGUUGGCUAACUGUGAAAUAAUUGUUAAUGGCUACCAUGCGUCUCCUCCAUGCCUGAUGUGGUCGCAGUGUUUUCCCUAAUGGGGUUUUAUGGAAAGUGGUCGGCUUCGAGCUGGCAAAGUGCGGCAAGUUAGUGGAGUGAAAAAUCGUUUAGCACUGCGAGUGCAAAAGCCGCAUACAUUUGUGUGUUUCGUUCUGCGAAGGCUAAUACUAUGGAAUAAACAAGUGAAACGAAUACAUAAGUAAUUAGGCACCUGUUGUUGGGCCCUCAACGGUUGCUGGCAUAGAUGAAACAAACAGUGCAAGUGAAAAGAGAUUCGAGUGUAGUGUGGUGGAGAAAAUCCUGGCUCGUAGUUCGAAAGCAAACAAGAACAACCUGCUCCGGUGUGAUGACUAGAACCAACGUUAGAUCUCAUUAAGGAUAUAAUUUGUGGAGCGCACCACCGUAACGAGCGUGUACCAUCGAGUGUCCCAGAGCCGGAGUACUUUCACUACUUGACACGUUGCACGGAAUAUACAUAACUCGCACGAGAGGCUCCGACGCCCGCUAGAUUCCUACUUAUGGUCGUCACCGGGAUCCUGUGGGGCAGCGACAGCAGCGCACCAAACAACAUCCGUCGACGUGGCAUUGUGAGUGCUGAUGCCUUAUAGUUCCAAAGUGUGCGCUCAUAAAUGUAUUCCACCACCGUCUUGACGUAUGGCUAUGUACUACUAUGCAAGCAAAUUAUCAGCAGUAGCAUGUGGCACUCGUUGCCGUCAGGGAUUAUCCAGAAGGCAGCGCAAUCGUAACGCAAGUCGCAACCAGCAGCGAGUUGCCAAGAAGGACGACGAUGAAGAUUCCGACGAUAAUAACAAAGAUAAAAAGGCAUUGUCAUCGGUAUUGUAUGACGCAACGGACGACACAAUCGUGAUAUCGGUGAAAUCGUCGGAACAGCCAGAGGUAUGCUGUGAAAGCACGCCCACGUUCACGCACACGGCGCUCGGAUCGGGUGGAGUGAUGUACGGAAACGGUAACAUAGUGUCCGGUCCGUUCGAGUCCCUCAUCGAGCUACUCAUGCCUACCAACGCCGACGAGAUGAAUCAGGAAUAUGUUUUCUCCUUCCUGCUGUCGUGCCGAUUUUUCAUCCGAACAUACGAGCUGUUGGGUAAGCUGCUGGAAAUGAUACCGGAACCUGAGCCAGUGGACCGUUUCGUGCCGCUGCUUGCCGUGUGGACCAAGAUGUUCCCGUACGACUUCCGCGAUGAACGCAUGAUGAACCACGUUAAACAUAUCGUAGCUAGAUGCGCAGACACCAAAUUAGCCGAUGUGGUAUCUGAUCUACUUUGUGCCUUGUUAGCCCGGCUAACUGAACUCGAAAAACACGAAGAGGAACUCAAAAGCUAUCAAUCAACUGUUGACAAUAAGACUGAAUCAAUAACGUGGCCAAACGCUUCGCAAUUAGCACAAGUUUUAUGCAGAAUUGAGCGCAAUUUAGCGAAACACGUCGGACCAGAGGAGUUUGUCCAGUGCAGUGCCAAUCUGUUGAAGGAUCCCAACCGGGAGGACUUCACGCCCAAACCAGUCGGUUUCUGCAGCCCAUCCGGCGGCACGUCGUUGGAUGCCAAGAAAACGUGCAAUUUAGAGAGCUACCUGGAGUGGUCCGCCCGGCUGCGGAUGCUCGUGGCCAGUGAAAUCCUGAAGUGCCAAAACAUACAGGACCGCAACAACACGGUGGAGCUGUGGAGCGGAGCGGCCCAGUACUGCCUCCUGGUGGGCAACUAUAACAGCGCGACGGCCAUCCUGGAAUCGCUGGAUAUGCCGCCCAUCGCCCGAUUACAAAUCACGUGGAGUAAGCUUUCGACGACAACGAGUCAACAAUUGGACUGUAUGCAGCGUCACGCGGAAGGCUGUGGAAAUUUAUGGAGCAAACAAACGGAGACUGCCGGCUCCACCGGUGGCAGCAACGGUGCGGACAAAAAGCGAAAACCUCCGUCGACGUCAGCCACCGCCGCCGCCGCAUCAUCAUCAUCGUCAUCGUCGGCAUCCUUCGUCUCCAGACCAAAGCCCACCGAAUGGGUAGUCGUUCCGGUUUUUGUGGACAUCGUCAAACUCGCUUUGAAAUCCAGGGAAGACUGCUGUGUUAGGCUCCCAAAUGGGCACAUAAAUAUGACGGCGUUCGAUCGGAUGGCGGCCAUCGCCGGUGCAUUCACGAAACACAUGUGCCAAGUCAAUCAAACACUGCCGGACGUCGGCGAGUUUGCGACUCUCUGCCGACAUAUGCAAUCGUGCAAACUGCCGAACGAGUCAGAACUUAUGCUGGCUUCGUUUAGCUGCGAGGAGCCCACAAUAGCCGAGAAGGAAUUGUACGAUAUUACAUAGCACCAAUGUAGCCACCGUCGUCGCCGUUUCUGCCGCCACUGGAUUAGCUGGAUAGCAAUCGAGCUCGUAAUGGACAAUUAUUUGCAUACGCAGAAGGGGAGGAAUACCACUCCUGAUACCGAUAACGCUGAAGAUGGCAUCCGAAGAAUGUGGCCUCUGCUCUUGACAGCAGCAUUUGUGCUGGACUUGUUGACCCUACUGCUGUACCUAGUGCAGGCCACCAAUCACAGAAAUGCUCGGAAUGCCUUCGAGCACGAAUUGAUUGGAAAAACAAUUUUAAUAUUCAAAUAUUAUAAUAUCGACAGGCACAGGACAGAGAGCAGAAGGAGCAUUCUCAAUCGAACCCUGGCCCUGAUAGCUACUAACGAACUACAACGACACAAUGCUAGGUAAAUGGCGAAUCAUGAAUCAAUGGUAGACAAUUUUAUGAUGUAAUAAAUUCAUUGAAAUGAGUGUGAUUAGAUUAUGAAGAUAACGGAAAACUAGGAAAGUGAACAUUUGGUUUUCUAGAAAAAGUGAUUGCUGAGUAAGCAGCAAAAUUUAAAUUUCCUAUCCUCCCAGGGCACAUGUUAGUUAAUUUCAUUGUUUUGAGUAUAUUCGUUGGAAAUUGCAAAUAUCCCUAGGUUUUAGAAAAUCUUGAACGACCAGUGUAAAUAGAGCUAUUAGUAGCAAAUAAAUGAGUUAUCAAAUCAACUAGAUUGUAACACGUGGAAUGAAUACUGAAAUGAAAGCAAAAUAAAUGAUUAUUACUUGUAACGUC
Aedes albopictus (Asian tiger mosquito) is the source of this 3434-nucleotide messenger RNA. RefSeq names its product ras-GEF domain-containing family member 1B. Gene Ontology annotation, molecular function: guanyl-nucleotide exchange factor activity. Gene Ontology annotation, biological process: Ras protein signal transduction; positive regulation of GTPase activity. The coding region runs from base 1013 to 2674 and encodes 553 amino acids. The transcript has 11 exons. NCBI's taxonomy places the organism in Eukaryota, Metazoa, Arthropoda, Insecta, Diptera, Culicidae. The record is from RefSeq and is a predicted model, not a curated record. Gene Ontology annotation, cellular component: plasma membrane.